AUGACCACAGUUUGUUGUUGUGAAGAGGACAGCCAUAUUGGUUUAUACUUCAAUGAUGAGAAUGGAAUGUCAACUCUUACGGCGAUGUUUUCUGCCCACUGACACAUCUUGUUGGCAUCAUGCAGGAGAAUGCUGAAGUGUAGGCUUUUCUUGUGUUGUGCAUGUCUUUAUUUUUAUGUGUUUAUUCUCUCUGGACAUAGUCGAUGGCUAGCAAGGUGCAAGUUGCCAAGUUCCCGGUCCACACGAAUGACUUUAGCGAUGUCCCUCGACUAGGGCCAAUAUCUCAUGGACAUUGGAAUAUGGAAGAAAAUGAGAUACUUGAUCGGUUGAAUGAUGAUAGUUCUAAGAACCGAGUGGAAAUUCUUGAACAGUUGAUUAUCACUGUCAAACGCAAUGGUGGACGAUUACCGUACACCGAGCCCUUGUCAAUCUACAAGGGAUUAGCACAAGCGCUGUCAGAUUCAAGUUGGGAAAUUCGCCUAAAAUGCAUUCAGCUGUUGAACGAAGUCAUUCCUCAUGCAAAAGAGGAUCUGGACCAUUUUAUGGCUCCAGUCAUACACAAGCUGAUUCCCAAUAUUGGGGACACCAAGGUGACGGUCAAAAGGGCUGUCAUUCAAACUCUACAUGUGUACAUGAAAUACACACAUGAUGUUCCUGCCCUUCUGCGAGGAAUCGUCCGCAUCGGCCUGGAAAGUGACGACAGUAAAGUAAGAAAGGAAACAGUAAGUGCCUUGCCUGUGAUUUUAACAAAAGAGUUUGCGCAUGAGAACUUUUUUGAUGUUAUCCAGUCUUUGGCUAAAAAGUUGCUGGAUUCAUCUGUGGAGGAUAACCUACAAGAUUCAUCUUUGUUCACCCUUGGCAAGAUUGAGGCAUUAGUUGGAGAAAGAGAAUUCAGCAACUACCUGCAGAAGUUAUCUUCCCCAUUGCGUAACUACUACUUGAAGUUGUCAGGAAAGCAGGCAAAUGGAUUCAGUGAAACUCCAAACCCGACCCCCAGACAAGGCCCUAAUCCUGUGCACAGCAAUCGCAGAUCAGUGCAAGCAUAUCCAGAACCAGAAUUAAACUAUGAGAUUCCAUACCAAGGAAACAUGCCUUUCGGUAACCUAAAUGGGUCUAUUCAGCAAGAACGACAUGCUCAGUAUAUGGACAGUCUUCAUUUUGGUAUUAUUCCUAGUCAUGUGAUGAACCACAUUAAUGAUCAGGAAAAUUUUCGCACUCGUGCACAGGCAGUUGAGGAACUUAAGUCUAUAGUAAAUGGUCUUGAAGAUUAUGAACUUGCUGAAGUUCUCAUGCCAGAAAUGGCACCGUUUAUUAACUUUCUUGGCCAGCUGCUUGAUGAUUCUAACUUUAAAAUUACAAGUGUUACACUGGAAAUUCUUUUCCUUCUUGUAGAGAAGCUUAGGAAAAAUGUAAAGCAUUUUUUAAAACCACUGAUCUCGGCUCUAGCCAAGAGGAUGUGUGAUAACAAAGCAGUUGCUCGACAGGCUGUGAUGAAAGUUGCUAUCAAAAUGAUGCAGAGUUAUGCCCCAAAGCCAGUAUUACAAAUGAUCGCAGAGAACUUGAAGCAUAGAAACUCGCGUGUUCGACAAGAGACGAUCAAUGUGAUUAUUGCUGCUCUUUUGACUUUUCCCAGUUAUGAUUUUGACCUUCCAUCCAUAUGUCAAGUUGUGGGUCCAACAUUAACUGAUGGGAAGAGACAAGUGCGUCAGGCAGCCCUGGAGUGUUUUUCAGUCUUGGCCCAGGCAAUGGGAUCAGGUAGAUUACAGCCUCUUGUCCAUGCUGUGGAUCAAGUGGAACUCACCACUGAAGGUGAAGGUCUCAUGGCGGCAGUACAAGCUCGUCUGGCCCGGAGACAGCUUCCACGGCUCAAUUCUGAUGGACUUGUGGAGUAUGCUACUCCGAUUCCAUCAUCGGCAACCCAUCGAACCCCUCCUAACAUGGCCCAAGGUGCAGACAUGGAAUGGAUCUUGUCUGUGAGUGGCACUGGCUCUGCAAGAUCAUCCAGAUCAGACCCACACAUGGAGUUGGAGUCUGUAACAGGGUCGGCACGCUCUACCCCAGCGGUUCCAGACACGCCCACCUCAGCCCCCAGAAGGUUUAUGAGUGCAGGGAGGGGCAGGAACAAGUUCCCUUGGGAGGAAGAAAAGGAUGAGAGGGCAAGGAUGUACGAGGGACCCCCUGGAUCUGCACCAACACAGGCUUUCAUGAGUGAUGACCCGCCUCCGAAGCCUCGGAACACCUGGAUGAAUGACAACGAAGUUGGUCAAGAUCCUCGCAGAGUGCCAAAGAGAAGGUCCACCGUCAUGGGAAUCAAUGCUGGAGAAGAAGCACCAGAACAUGGUUCGUACAUGCAGAUCUACAAACGAAAACAGCAAGCUAACGUCACCAGAAUAAACAACUACGCUCUCUCAGAUCAAGGGGAGACGACAAUUAAAGAUAUCAAAGAAAAUGGCUUCCAUCGUCCUGACCACAAAUCUACACCGCGGCCUUUCCUAGACCCAAUCUCAGCUGACCAGGGGUCAGUGACUGGCGACGACUCCCGCACAGAUGAAGACGAGACACCAAUCUUCCUUAAACCAACACUAGCACGAGGGUCAGCAACUAGACGCAAAUCCCCCAAAGUUCCCCCCAUCAACACUUCAUCUUCACCAUCCUACUCCAACAUCAGGGAUGAUGACAGUGACAGCGCCUACGCUGCAUCGCUUGAUGAUGUGGGCGGACAGGAGAUGCAGAGCUCGCUGCGUCAGAUACGGAACAGUGCGUCGAAGAAGAAGGCAGAACGACUGGAGAAACAGAGCAGUCGCCAGAGUCUCAACUCGUCACCGCCAUUCUCGGAUAACAAUGAGGAGAGUGGUAUAUUCAGCACUAUGUCACAGAAGGAUGAGGAAAAUAGGAAAAAGGGGAAAAAUUCCCCAUUUGAAUCGAAACCAAAGCUUGCACGCAACAACUCUGUCCGCAAGAAGAACGGAGAUGGAUUUGAUAUCGAGGGAAGUAGCAGCAAUAUUAGCCAAAAUUAUAACCCUGCAAGUGGGGUGACGUUCCGAGAAAAUCGCAACUCGGACGUGCAGGUCGUUGGGAAAGGAUACAACGACGAUUCCUCUUCUACGGACAGUCGGCCAUUGGGCACAGUCAACAAUAAGGCAGCCAGGGAUCGGCGCAGGGUCACCAAAGGUUCCACUCUCUCCCCACUUGGUAUGACAUCACUGCACUCCUAUGGCGCCAUUGAAAUCGACGAUGAUAAGACACCGAGCCAGGAACAUAUCGCCCUCUUCGGAAAGGGGAUGUUUGACCAGCCACCUGCUACCACGGAGUACCCAGUGAGCGGGAUGCAGUCUCGGGACCGACUUGACCGCCGGCUAACGGGAGGGGAUCCCAAGGCUGUACCUAACGGGGUUGUCGGGGUCGGGGUGAGGCAGAAUGAGGCUGACCUGGGCUUUGAAGAGGAUAUGGAUGAGGACCUGAAUGCCAGCAUGACGAAAACAUUCCGAGAGAAGAUUGCUGCCAAGCAGCAGCAGCAACGAGAAGAGGUGGAACUGAAGAAAUUUGAACAAGAGAAGAAAAGACAGGAGAAGGAGGAACGCCAAAGAGAAAAAGAGAGGAAGGAGAAAGAACGACAGCAGGAGAAGCUCCGGAGACUCAGCAGUUCGGAGAGCAUCGGCCUCGAUGGCUUGACUAUAUCUGGCUCGGGCUCCAACUCGACCACCAACCUUGGCAGCCCCACAAGAGCUGCUCCGCCAAAAGUCACACAACCAGCCAUAACUCCACGCAAAAAGAUCAAAACUGUAAACGAACCAGUGUCUAGUCACCCGAUGUCAGCCACAUCCCACUCCCCCACGACCAAGUCCGAGAACCCCGAGGACUGGAAACCGUUUCGGGAUGCUGAUGGUGCUCUCCGUGAAGCUUUAAAGAAAAUAGGCCAGGAUGACUGGGAGGUGAAGAUGGAAGCUAUUAACUUGCUACGCAGAUUGACCAUCCACCAUCCUGAGACACUCUCCGGCCAGCUUCAUACAGUCAUACUGGCCAUCAUAGCAGAGGUGAAGAAUCUGAGAUCUCAGGUUUCAAGACUUGCCAUCACAUGUUUGGCUGAAAUGUUCUCCAAUCUAAAGAGGCAGAUGGACCAGGACCUGGACAACACGACAAAAUGCCUGCUGGCCAAGUCUGGAGAGAGCAACCACUUCAUCCGCACAGAUGUGGACAGAGCCCUGAAAGCCAUGAUGGAGAACGUCACAGCAACACGAGCACUCCUGGCUAUCAUCAUGGGUGGAGCUUCUCAUAAGAACACUGCUGUUAGACGUACAACAGCUCAGUGCCUUGUGGUUCUUGUGGAGAAGAUGGGUCCUGGGAAGAUCCUCAGCGGUGUCAAGGACAUCACAGAUAGAGUUCUGCCGACGGCUGCACAGUUUGCUCUCGACAGCUCGCAGGAAACAAGGUAUUAUGGCAAGAAGAUCCUGUAUCAACUCAUGUCUCAUCAAGACAUCGACAAGAUGCUUACCAAGUACCUCCCUGCCAACACACUGCGCAGUGUGCAGGAUGUUGUCGACAAUUUACGGCAGAAGGGUUUGGGUGGCGCGCCCAGUGAAACGUCUUCAGCAAGGUCCCAGAGAUCGGGGUCAUCAGUGCGCGGCGGGUCAGCUAGCAGCUCUGCUGAAAGUGUGAACACUCCACAGCCAAAACGGAAGUCGGUGCGCACUGACGAGGGCACUAUGGACGACAUCCGGGAGAUGAUCGGCCAGCUGGGUUCCAACGACUGGAAGACGAGGCAUGCAGGCAUCACACAGUUCCAACAGAUGACGGAGUCCAACCCCAAUGCUGUGUCCUCACAACUUGUCAAGAUAUUUGACAAGUUCCUGCCGCGCCUGCAAGACUCCAACAGCAAGGUGAACCUGCACGCGCUGCAGGUGAUGCUGCAGGUGAUCCCGCAGCUCAAGGACUCCAUGCUAAGCGGCGUCCUCAACAUGGCCAUCGGCAACGUCGCUCCCAACCUUUCGUCCAAGAAUCGAGAAAUCUACACCACAGCGACUGACAUCCUAGAGUGCUUCAUUGAACACAUGGAUUCAAGUUUGUUAAUCCAACCGUUCGCCAACCAGGCCCAGUCAGUGAGUGCACGGAGCAAGCCCGACAUGGUCCUCAAGGUCGCCUACCUUGUUGACCGAGUUUACUCCAAGAAGCAGAAGCAGGUGAUCCUCCACGUUCUGCCCCUGCUCUGGCAUCUCCUGGGGGCGCAAAACAGCAGCGGCGCCCUGCACGGCGGCAGCAGCGACCUGCGCCAGGCCAUGGGCUCCCUGGUGUCUGUCCUGUAUAAACAUAUGGGCCAGAGUCUCAUUGAGAAGGCCAGCUCCGACCCCAACGUCAGCACACGCCAUCUGAACCUGCUGCAGGAACUCAUUGACCAGUCAUAACACCAGCGUCAGCAUCAGACAUGUCAUGUCAUGUGUUGUUGUCAGCGCCAGACAUUUCGUGUAUUGUUGGAGAUCAUUGACCAGUCAUUGCACCAACAUCUGCGUCAGUUAUUUCGUGUAUUGUUGGAGGUCAUUGACCAGUCAUACCACCAACAUCAGCAUCGGACAUUUCGUGUAUUGUUGGAGGUCAUUGACCAGUCAUACCACCAACAUCGGCGUCAGACAUUUCGUGUAUUGUUGGAGGUCAUUGACCAGUCAUACCACCAACAUCAGCGUCAGACAUUUCGUGUAUUGUUGGAGAUCAUUGACCAGUCAUACCACCAAAAUCAGCGUCAGGCAUUUCGUGUAUUGUUGGAGGUCAUUGACAUGUCAUAACACCUUGAGCCUUAGACGUUGAUGUGUUGUAGGGGCCGAUUGACAAGGAUGAUACCCAGGGCUUUGUCUGUUGCUUCAUACCAAAGGAAGAGAAAAACUGUUGUGUUGCACUGGAUAUUCAACUUACUAAUUUAGGGAAUUUAGGGGGGGAAUGUUAUAUUUUCAAGUCAUAUUAUCAUGGUUGCUUGAAGUUGUUGACAAGAUAUAACACUUGUUGGAAGGAAUCAAAAUGGAGGACUGAAGUUUGAAUUCUACAUGAUCUUAAGUUUUUUUUCAUAUAUUUGGAAACAAACUUCUUUAUUGGGUAUUUUGGAAAAAUAUUGAAUAUAAUAUCUUGUGAAAUAAGUGGAGGACCGCUCUUAGAGGAAGGAGUUGCCUUGGUUUCUAACCAGGAAGAGUGUACCAGCCCUCACACCGGGCCGGAACGCACUCUACUUCUGGGAGUAUCUGGCUUAUUCAUUAGUUGUUCAGUCAGUGAUGCAGAACAGUUGUAGUUUUUGCCGCCUGUGUGUUUAGCUUUUACACAUUUAGUGUAUCAGAGUUACUUGCACAUUCUUGAAAAGUGAUAUCUUAUUUUGAUAGAUAAUCUUUUUGUCAGUUUCUCUGAGUAGAGUAAGCACAUGUACCUUUCAGGACAUACCAUGUUGAUUUCAAUUUGUGUCGAUAUUUAGAAAUAGAUCCACUAACCUCCUGGUUUUCCAAAUGAUUUAGUCAGUGUAGAUAUGGUGUAUAUAUCAACUGAAGUCAGGUCUAUUUCUCGAAACCAGUGAUGAUUCUGUACAUACUUGGAUGAUGUGUCAUGGCGUUGCUGUCUGUGUCAGGUGUUUGUGUGUAUAUUUCCCAUCAUGGUGCAUAUUUCACUAUUUAACAAUCUCGUCACCAGACCUGCUCAGGUCUUGUACAUGUUUAUUAUAGUCUAUUUAUUAUCCUCACAUGGUCUCAACAGUGAUAACACAUGCAUGCUCUGGGUAUGCCUAGUUUAUCUUUACAAACAUGCAGAGUACUUGUACAUUUUGUAUCAUAAAUGAUUUUUUAAAAGGCAGGAUUUGUUUCACUUCAUAUUUUAUGUUGAUCAGUUUGUUUACACUAGUUCUGUAAGUUUUACAUCAUUUUAUAUAUCAAUUCAAGAUAGGCAUUACCAGAGAAUACAUUGUGAAUUAUGACUUACCAAAAGGUUUCUCAAUAAUUAAGGUUGAAAAGGAUGCAUGUUGAUUUGGCAACAAGUAGUAAAUAAGAGAGAUAUUGUUGCCUUUUGGUAUGUUGUGAUUGUCACUGAUCGUUGUGUCUCAUGUUUUGGCAUUUUAAAUGCCCCCGACUGUGAUAUGUUGAACCUAUGUCAUCUACAUUGCUGUCUGUGAUCACCCUCCGUCCAGGUCAACAUGCUGUGACCCUGCUUGUUAUGUUAUCGGACCAACUGUCACCAUGCUCACAUGCCUUUAACACUGCAGUUGUCAGCACUCUCCGCUGACGGAAUACUUGAGGAACAUCUGUUAUAGUAUUUGAUGUUUGUAUAGCCUGUCAGUUCAUAUGAAGAAUAUAUUUCUGAGGUGUAAUUUUAUGGAAAUAUGAGAUUUUGAACCAUCAGAAAGCAGUAUAAAAUUGUUGUUAAUUUAGUUUUCCAUUUCCCAAAUCUUGGGUUAUUUGUGUGCAGUUAGGAUUGAUUGAAAGAACUUUGAAACAGUGUAGUAAAUGAGGAUUAGAGUUGAUACUACUAUCCUGUCAUCAGUACCACUGAUUUCAAUCUCAUUAAAAUCAGAUCUUAGUUCUCGCUACCGCUAAACCAAGAUCUGAGGACAUCCCAUUAGGGUUCACGUCAGAACGACCUUUCAUCCGACCAAUCAGUGUCGCUUACCAGAUCA
Molecule: messenger RNA, 7633 nt
Organism: Haliotis rufescens (red abalone)
Lineage: Eukaryota; Metazoa; Mollusca; Gastropoda; Lepetellida; Haliotidae
Product: TOG array regulator of axonemal microtubules protein 1-like
Exons: 23
Coding region: 204-5399 (1731 amino acids)
Biological process (GO): microtubule cytoskeleton organization
Cellular component (GO): cytoplasmic microtubule; cilium
Molecular function (GO): microtubule binding
Source: RefSeq, a predicted model, not a curated record